Blepharisma stoltei is the source of this 2107-nucleotide messenger RNA. The record is from the annotation of a GenBank genome assembly. NCBI's taxonomy places the organism in Eukaryota, Ciliophora, Heterotrichea, Heterotrichida, Blepharismidae.
AUGAUCACUGAAUUUCCUUGGAAGGAGCGUUGGCUCAAUGGUUCUGAAUAUGAAAUUAUAAUCCGCAACUACCAGGACUACUCAGAGAAGUUCAGUUUCCAAAUACUCACAGACCAUCCUACCUUCAUCUACACAACUCCAGCUCAUGGACUUAUGUAUUUUCUUAAAGAAAACACUCUCCGUGAUCUUGGUUUCCCAAGAGUAAAAGGACUUAAAAAGAGAUUCAAGUGGAAGAAAAUGAACUUUGUGACUGCGUUGCCAAAACAUAAGCCAAAAGUUCAAUACUUAGUAGCUACUGGAAGGUUAGCUUCAGUCUGCUAUAGGAUUUUUUACUUGCUUAAUUACUUAUAGGUAGGUUCCCUGUAGGCUCGUAGGCCACUAUUCUCCUCAAUGUCGCUUCACCGCUUGCUUGCCGGAAAUGGCCUUCCACUGUGUUGUUUCUCACUGUACUAGCUGAGAUGCUGGAUCACCAAGCCACACAUCAACUGGCCACCUGAUGACUUAAGCCCAGGAUGCAACGCCUGGCAUUAAGCUAGGAGAUGUUCCCGAUUGGCAAAGAGACAACUUCUGGCACUGCUUGGCUCUCCCUUACCAACUCUAAGUUUUUCUCUCCCAGCAGAGUAAAAAGCAGGUAUUGAAGCGAGAAUGCCAUUGGCUACCCUGAACUUGCGCUCUACAACGCCAGAAAAAAUCUGGCCAGAUAUAGAUCCCAAAUGCUAUCUUCUCUUAUAAGGUACCCGAUUCGCGCAAAUAGCCAAUCGAGUGAGGUCAUAAAAGGGUGAUGCUCGCCAUGCCAUUUUAAUACAUAUCUAAUAUAGGGAUGCAUAUAGUCAUUUUGGAUAAAAAAUUUCCUUUAUUGUGCCAUAUGCUUAAGAUCCAGAAUCACUUUAAGUCUGGAGUUGGUAUCCCAUCUAGGAAACAUUUUAAAGAGAGCUUGCUCCCCUCUCCCUCUGUGAGAACAUAAAAUGAUUAGGAAAUCCCAUUCUGUGAAAAUUAACUUCUCCUUUACAGAGCAAGAAUCUUGAUAUAUUAUAGACUCCUUAUUGAUUUCUGAGAAAAAUGUCCUUAAAAAAAAUUACUUUUAGCAUUUUAAAAUAUUCUGAAAGUCAAAUUUAAACUGAGAAUAGAGAUAAAGAUGAAAUUUUUAGGUUUUCUUAGAAUCUUAAUUAAUUUUUUUUUUAAAAGUCAUUGUCCUUAAAGAUCUUUAGGGGUAUGCGCUAUAACUUAUUAUAAAAUUAAAAUAUUGUGAAGGAGAAUAUUUUGAAACUUGAAAAAAAAUAAUCCUUCUUACUCCCCCUCCUUUAAUUGAUUGGAACAAAAAAUAGAUUUAUCUCUAAAAUUUUUCUUAAAAAAUAUAAAUUGGGCACAAUAGCUUGAUUUUAAUUUAUUUUUAUGAAGAAUCAAAUAAAAUAUUAAUUUAUCCAGUGUGAAAACUUGCUUAAUAACAUUCUACUUGCAUUUAUCUUUUAAAUUAGGUCAAAACUAUUUUAUAAAAAUUAGAAUUUUCAUUUUUAAUUUUAAUUUAUUUUUAUACAAAAUUAAAUAGCAUCUAAUUGCUUUUUAUGUCAAAAUUAAUUUUAUAAAAAUUGUAUUUUCAUCUAUAAUUUAUUUUAAAAAAAAAAUUGAGCGCAAUAAUUUGAAAUUUAAUUUAUUUAAUGAAUAAUGAUAUAAAAAAAUUAAAUCGAUCAGUGUGAAAACUAUUUACAUAACAUUCUACUUGCAUUUUGUCUAUUAUAUUAAGUCAAAAUUAAUUUUAUAAAAAUUAGUAAUUUUAUCGUUAAAAUUUUUUCCUAUACAAAAACAAAUUUUCUUCCAAUUAAAAAUGAGUUAAAGUAAAAAAAAAGUGCAGGUUAUUGUUCCAAUUUAAAGGGAGGGAUUUAGUAACGUAGAAAAAAUUUGCUGACUUACAGAGCUAGGGGAGGUAGUCGUAAAAAGUGAAGAAAAGGAAACAAAUGAUGACAACGAUGAAAAUAUAGACACAAAACAGCAAAAAAUCCCAAGGACGAUUCACCCUUUGAUGCAGGAAGCUAUUAUGUACACACUAGCACCGUUUCGGCUCCCAUUUGGUGAUGCUACUAUGUUUUUCAAUAAUUACCAGUAUCAAUAA